CAUCGGUCAAGGCUCACCUCUUGCCUAUUCUCUAUCUUCAAUCCUCACCGAAUCCCCUUGCCACCUCUUUGGUCAUCACAUCUCUGAAUCUUGAAUCCCAAAACUUGUGAAGUGAAGCAAAUUCAUCCAUAUCCAAAACUCAUGGCUGUUCCAACUUCAACCACUCUCUUAAAAAUGGAGAACAUACCUAACAAAGGUAGAGGCCUUAUUGCAGCACAAGAUCUCAAAGCUGGCCAAAUAAUCCUCACUGAAUCCCCUCUCCUUCUCUACUCAGCUUCACCUCUCUUCACUCCUUCACCCUCCCCUUACUGUCACCACUGCUUCAGAACCCUACAACCUUCACAAAUAUUUCCAUGUCCUUCUUGCUCAAACUACAAUUUCUGCGGCCAAAAGUGUCUCUCCAUUGCACUUAACUCAUCUCACUCAUCAUGGUCAUGUCAAAUACUCUCUCAUCUUCAAAACCAUACUUCACCUUUAUCAGAAAAACCAUAUGAACUCCAAGUUCAAGCUCGUUUCAUUGUUGCUGCUUACAAUCUUGAUAUUCACACCCCAUCAAAUCUUCAAGCUUUACUCUCUCUUCAUAGUAUUCCUAAUGAUGAUGAAAGUGAUGCUAUAUUUGGUGCUGCUAAGUUCAUUCAUUCUCUUAUCUCACCUUUUUGCCCACCCCACAUGAAUUUUUCACCCGAACUAGCUGCAAAACUCAUUGCAAAAGAAAGAUUAAACUCUUUUUGCUUAAUGGAACCUUAUUCACAAAAGGGUCCUCAAAGAUCCAUUAAGGCUUAUGGAAUUUACCAAAAAGCUACUCUUUUUAACCAUGGUUGUAUUCCUAAUGCAUGCAGGUUUGAUUAUGUGGAAAAUGGUGAACCUGGUGAUGAACAUAACACUGAUAUUGUUAUUAGGCUGAUCAACGAUGUUGAUGUUGGAAGUGAGAUCUGCAUAAGCUACUUUAGAAUUAAUAAGGAUUACUCAACGAGGAAAAGGAUCUUGAUGGAGGAUUAUGGUUUUGCUUGUGAAUGUGAUAGGUGUAAGAUUGAAGCAAAUUGGAAUGAUGGUGAGAACAACCACAGUGAUCUGCCACAUGUGAAUUUUUUGUCUAAGUUUGUCUGUGAUAAGGUGAAUUGUGCAGGUACUUUGGCUCCUCUGCCUCCAAAAGAUGGUGAAAAAUCUAAUGUUCUUGAGUGUAAUUUCUGUGGUAAUUUGAAAGUUGACACUACUACUUAAGUUCUGAUUGUAUUGGUUUGUUUAAGUUUAUCUACUUUUAUAAAUAUAAGCUUUUGUUGUUAAAAUGUUUGGACUUUUAUGGAAAGACUUAUUUAGACUUUGUUAGAAAUGUGUAUGGUUAUAGCUCAUGUCUUCUAGCCAUGGUUAGAGAAAGUAACACGUUGCAACUGGGUUGUACUUGAUUAUAUGAGAAAUGUCCAAACUUUUAUAGCAAUUGAUAUGAAGUUGUGUACUUUUGAUGGUGUCAUUAGUUUAUGUU
Vicia villosa (hairy vetch) is the source of this 1480-nucleotide messenger RNA. RefSeq names its product histone-lysine N-methyltransferase ASHR2-like. The record is from RefSeq and is a predicted model, not a curated record. The transcript has a single exon. NCBI's taxonomy places the organism in Eukaryota, Viridiplantae, Streptophyta, Magnoliopsida, Fabales, Fabaceae. The coding region runs from base 142 to 1221 and encodes 359 amino acids. Gene Ontology annotation, molecular function: protein binding.